Doryrhamphus excisus (bluestripe pipefish) is the source of this 3673-nucleotide messenger RNA. RefSeq names its product ectonucleotide pyrophosphatase/phosphodiesterase 5 (gene enpp5). The record is from RefSeq and is a predicted model, not a curated record. Lineage: Eukaryota; Metazoa; Chordata; Actinopteri; Syngnathiformes; Syngnathidae.
UCAAAGUAACGGGUAUGACAUUGUUAUGAUGUUGCUUUUUCUACGUGGGGUAGAAAUAAAUUUGACUGUCAGGACUGAUGUCUAUUUUUAACCUGGUCAUUGAUUACGUCAUUGCCCACGGUGCAUUUGAGGAUGCAUUCUCAUUCAAGCACGCAUCUGCCGCCUUGCAGGGGCUUCUUCUUGGCUUCAUUGCUGAUGUCACCUCGAUCAGCUGCUCCGACAUAAGCACAAAGACAGAAAUAAGUCAAGAGACGCUAGUGAAAGCGGCUGAAAGGCGGGACUUCCUUCCGGCUGUGACCAGAGUUCAGGCUGUUUAUCUCGGUGCGCAGACACCCAGGCCAGCCGAGGCCAGCCGACGCCAGCCCAGUGCGGGAUCAGAUAGAAAAGCUUCCUCUCCUCUCCACACAAUGCUGGUCCAACUGCUGCGCCUCCUGUGCGCCCUCCUUCCGCCACUCCUUUCCCUCCAGCGCCCAGCAGAACGCCCGAAGCUGCUCCUGGUGUCCUUUGAUGGCUUCCGUUGGGACUACGUGGACCGUGUCCCCACACCAAACUUCCACCUUCUGAUGCAGGAGGGUGUGACUGCGGAGCAGGUGGAGAACGUGUACAUCACCAAGACGCUCCCCAACCACUACAGCCUGGUGACGGGCCUCUACGCCGAGACGCACGGCAUCGUGGGAAACGAUAUGUAUGACCCGGUUCUCAACCGCUCCUUUUCCAUGGACACGGACAGCAUGUACGACCCUCUGUGGUGGGAGCAGGCCAUUCCCCUCUGGGUCACCAUCCAGACCUCUGGAAGGCGGAGCGGCGCCGCCAUGUGGCCUGGAUCUGACGUGAAGAUCCACGGUAUGUUCCCAACACGCUACCUUCCGUACAAUUUGUCCGUUCCAUUCGAGACCCGCGUGGAACACAUCAUCCGGUGGUUCUCGGCACCCGAAGAGGAGGUGGUGGAUUUUGCCGUUUUGUACUGGGAGGAGCCAGACGAGAGCGGACACAACUUUGGACCUGAGAGCUCUCUCAUGGACGCCGUCAUUGCCGACGUGGAUGAGAAACUGGGCUUCCUGAGGAAGGAGAUGAAGAAGGCGGGGCUUUACGAGAGAGUCAACCUGAUCGUGACCAGUGACCACGGCAUGACGCAACUUUUUGCUGACAAGAUCAUAGAACUGGACGAGUAUGUAAGCCGAGACCUGUACACGUGGGUGGACAAGAGUCCAGUGGUGGGAAUACUGCCCAAAGAAGGGAAGCUGGACGAGGUGUACAACAAGCUGGCAGACGCCAACCCCUACAUGGCCGUCUACCGGAAGGAGGACAUUCCCAAGCGCCUCCACUACCGCCACAACGUCAGGAUCAUGCCCAUACUCUUGGAGGCCACGGAGGGAUGGACCAUCGUGCAGAACAGGAGCACGCCGCUCAUGCAGGGAAACCACGGCUAUGACAACACCCUACGUAGCAUGCAGCCCAUCUUCCUGGCACGUGGCCCCGCCUUCCGCCAGGACUAUGUCAAGACCUCUAUGUGCUCCGUCGACCUUUACCCCCUCAUGUGCCACAUCCUGUCCGUUAAGCCUUGCCCCAACAACGGCUCCCUCGCACACGUUCAGGAUCUCCUGCGGCCGGAGCCCACCACAUCCACGCCCAGUGUCGUACCCGGGACACAGGGCGAGCGCUCCUACUCCCCCGUGGUGGGUUCCCUCCUGGGCGCGGUGCUGGUGCUGGGCUUCCUGGUGGUCUUUGUCCAGCAGGUGACACACAAACAGCUGCCUCUGCCGAAGCAUGGAAGCAGGGAGAUGUCUCAGCCUUUACUGCAAGAGGACUUGCACCUGUAGCUGCUCAUCAUCAUCAUCCAUCUGGGUACAGGAUGGGACGUGCUGGACAGAGACGCCUUGUGGAGGUCCGAGCAAGUGUGAGUCAAGUGUGACAUAGACCUUUUAGUGGCUUUGCUUUGUUUGUCAGCGUCAACAUCAUCAUGUUUGUGGUUAGCUUCAAAUCACAGCUGGGAGCCAAGCAACAUUUACACCGCUAGUUCUCAACUGCUUUGGCUGGGAGACUUUUUUCAACUGAAAUAUCUAAUAUUUCAUGAAAAGACAUCCAUUUUCUAUGUUGCUUAAUGCUGGAGCCUAUCCCAGCUGUCUUUGGGUGGGAGGCGGGGUCCACCCUGGACUGGUGGCCAGCCAAUCCCAGGGCACAUAUGUAUAGACAAACAACCAUUCACACCCACAUUCAUACCUAUGGACAAUUUAGGCAAAAGCUAACACCCAGGUAAAGACCUGCCACCCACUUUUGGGUCACAGCCCACCAGUUGAGACUCACUCGUGUACUGGUUUAUGAGACGCUGUUGUCAGUGCAACGCAACAGCAGCACUGUUGUUAGGCUGGCCUGGCAUGGCAGCUCCAGUCUUUUCAUGCUUCUUCUGAUGGGCUGCUCAUGCUGCCAUUUAGACAGGAAUAGAACUAUAUUUUACGCAAGUGGCAGUAUUCUUUUAGGCAAGUUGUGUGCCGUCAUUGGUCAGGCAUUGGGAUGGGGUCCGUGGAGCUUCUUGAAUAUCAAUGUCGCUUCUCCGUGUCAUGUCUUUCUGCGUGUUGGCCGCUCCUUUUGCCAUAUUUCUACGUAGCUGAUUGUUUUUCCAUGUGGUCAUGGCCAUGACGUUUGCUGGUGAAACGUGUGGUGACGUUAUUGUCAGUAUUUUCCUGUUUGGACUCUUUCGGUGUGGCUUCUCUGACUCUUUGAGAGUCGGAACUGUUCCUGCGAUUUGCACUACAUGACCAACAGGGGGCAGCAGUGGGGUGCUGGGGAGGGAGGGUGUUACUUUGCAUAACAUAAAGUAAGGUGCCUCUUGCCAAAACACUUUUAAAUCAGUCGCUGAGCCUCCCCAAAUAUGCCAACACUGUGAUUGUUUUGAAAUUCCUCACAUUUCUCUGGAAAUUGUUCAUUUUGAAAUGGUUUCUUGAGUGAAACUAGUUUCUUGCUGUCAUCUGUCAGCAAGACACUUUAGUAUUCAAUCCACAAAUAUUUGAAUGAUUUGUGAAAAGAAUUAAUGUCCAAUCACUUGUCAUUAUCUUAAUGAGGAAUCUUGAAUUUGGUGUGAAGAUGAGCAACCUUUGCCAUGUUACUGAUUCAGAAAUAAAGGGACUUGAAAUAAAGUUGGCAUUUUCUUUUGGGUUUUCUGUAUGUAUUUGCUCUAAGUAGAUGUCCGAAAACAAGCUCAUCACGUAUUUGCAAAUCUGCCUUGACAAAAUAAUCAUGCUCAGUUUUUUCUACUUUUUCUACUGAAAAGAAACAUACCAUAUUUUGCAUGGUUUGGCCGGGUCUGUGACUUAUACACCAUAUAAUAGGCCGGAAAAUACGGUAGUUUGUUGGUUGUAGUUUGCUUCCCUCAAAGUAUUUAGCUUUACGUUACGACUGUGAAUAAAAAUAUGGAAGAAAUAAAUCAACACUAUGAUAUAUACUGUAUUUAUACCCACGCAAAAAUAGAACAAUGAACUUUGUAAAGGCAGAUUAUUUAUGGUUAAUGUGGUGGCCAUCAACAAACUAAAUCAUUCAGCCCUGGAAUUUUCCCCUGGAGCCAUAGAAGCCGUUUUCUGACAGAUUGUAUUCAAUGGCGCCUAGAAGGACAAAUUGAAAGAGACAACUCUCAUCCUCUAUUCUAUGCUGUAUUUUGACCCUUUUUCUUUCUCUUAGU